Molecule: messenger RNA, 1504 nt
Organism: Pipistrellus kuhlii (Kuhl's pipistrelle)
Lineage: Eukaryota; Metazoa; Chordata; Mammalia; Chiroptera; Vespertilionidae
Gene: ANXA5
Product: annexin A5
Exons: 13
Coding region: 196-1161 (321 amino acids)
Biological process (GO): negative regulation of coagulation
Cellular component (GO): cytoplasm
Molecular function (GO): calcium-dependent phospholipid binding; calcium ion binding
Source: RefSeq, a predicted model, not a curated record
GGCGGCGGGGCCGGAGGCGGGACCGGCGGGGCGGGGCGCCGGACGUUUCCGUUGCCUGGAGCUGAGCAGCGGUCCGAGCCCCGCUGGCAUCCCUGACGCCGCGCCGCCGCCCGCUCUCCGCUCUCCGGAGGCUCCGGUUCCUCUUCCGCCCACGACCCUUCGUCUUCGUCUCUGCUCCGGACCCGAGCGGUCGCCAUGGCGCAGGCUCUCAGAGGCACCGUGACAGACUUCCCCGGCUUUGACGAGCGGGCGGAUGCGGAAGCCCUCCGGAAUGCUAUGAAGGGCCUGGGCACCGAUGAGGAGACCAUCCUGACCCUGCUGACCGCCCGCAGCAAUGCACAGCGCCAGGAGAUCGUGUCCGCCUUCAAGACACUGUACGGCCGGGACCUCCUGGACGACCUGAAGUCGGAGCUGACGGGGAAGUUCGAGAAGCUGAUUGUGGCGCUGAUGAAGCCCUCGAGGCUGUACGACGCCUACGAGCUGAAGCACGCCCUCAAGGGAGCGGGGACGGAUGAGAAAGUCCUGACGGAAAUCAUUGCUUCCCGGACCCCCGAGGAGCUCACAGCCAUAAAGAACACCUACGAAGAAGAAUACGGCUCGAGCCUGGAAGACGACGUGGUGGGGGACACUUCGGGGUUCUACCAGAGGAUGCUGGUGGUUCUCCUCCAGGCUAACCGAGACCCUGACGGCGGGAUCAACGAGGCGCAGGUUGAACUGGAUGCGCAGACACUGUUCCAGGCGGGAGAGCUGAAGUGGGGCACGGACGAGGAGAAGUUCAUCACCAUCUUCGGGACGCGGAGCGUGUCGCACCUGCGGCGGGUGUUCGACAAGUACAUGACCAUCUCGGGAUUCCAGAUCGAGGAAACCAUUGAUCGGGAGACUUCUGGAAACCUGGAGCAGCUGCUGCUGGCUGUCGUGAAGUGCAUCCGGAGCAUCCCUGCCUACCUGGCCGAGACCCUCUACUACGCGAUGAAGGGCGCCGGCACCGACGACCACACCCUCGUCCGGGUCAUCGUGUCCCGGAGCGAGGUCGACCUGUUCAACAUCAGGAAGGAGUUCCGGAAGAACUUCGCCACCUCGCUCUACUCCAUGAUCAAGGGCGACACGUCCGGGGACUACAAGAAAGCCCUCCUGCUGCUCUGUGGGGGCGAAGACGACUGAGGCCCGGAGGACCCGCCCGCCCGCCCCCCUCAGCACUGCUCCCUCCGCAGCCCGAGCCGCACGCUGCCUUACCCUGCCCGAGGCCAUGCCCCACGUGGCGCAGACGCAGGCACGAAUUCUGCUCUCCCGUCCUCCUAACUCGCCCUCAAGCCCCUUCCCCGCUCAGACAAAGCUGCCUCCCUCCCGAGUGCCCUGGACGAGGUCAGACGGCCCCUCGGGCGGCUGUGGGUGUCAGCACUCACGGUGCGGCGACCUGGGAGGCUCGUCGGCCGCUGGGCCACCCAGUGACCCCUGGAAGCCAUGUGGUUCCCUCAAAGGGUUAUCGAAUAAACAUUUCUUUCCC